GCUUCAGUUGAAUUUCAGUUCAGUUCGCCUGGCCUGCCUAUAGACGCUCGCAGUACCACUACGUACAUUCAGUCUCAGUCUCAGUCUCACUUCAGUUCGUUUCGUACGAGGCGAUUUUCACAGGCACAGGCACAGACACAGUCAGUAGUAGCAGUACCAGAAUCGAGAACCCAGUAUCCAGUACAAGUAGCUGGACGGGCCAAGAAGAGUGAAGUAAACACCGAAACAAGGCAAAGUACCUGCUUAAGCGCUAGGCACAUACAUUUCCCUUGAAAGAAGUCAGGAAAAGCCAGAGAAAUUACAAACAUGAGCGGAGAUCGCCCGAAGCGUCCCCUUUCGGCCUACAUGCUGUGGCUGAACGAGACCCGCGAACAGAUCAAGAAGGACAAUCCCGGCAGCAAGGUGACAGACAUCGCCAAGCGGGGUGGCGAACUUUGGCGCGGACUGAAGGACAAGACCGAGUGGGAGCAGAAGGCCAUCAAGAUGAAGGAGGAGUACAACAAGGCGGUGAAGGAGUACGAGGCCAACGGCGGUACCGAUUCGGGGGCGCCCAAGAAGCGGAAGAAGGCGGCCGCCAAGCCCGCCAAGAAGGCCAAGAAGAAAGAGUCCUCCGAGGAGGAGGAGGAGGACGAGAGCGAGUAGGCCACCACAUGGCGGCGGUUGCAGCCUCCGGAAUGGGCAACAUUUUUCUGCAUAAGUUUUAAAAUACAUUUUAUUAAUGUAAUUUUUUAAGUGACAAAAAGAAAACCCACAAAAAUGAAAACCAACAAAAACAAAAAAACUUAAUUAAAAAAAUCUCCAAAAAAAAAUAUUAAAAAAACACACAAAAAAAAAAGAAAUGAAUUAAGACCUUACAUCUUUAAAUAUGCACUAAAUCCAUAGACAUGAGAACACACACUGAUACACACAUGCCAACACAGACAGAGACACAGCAUAAACCAUAAAGACUAAGUUAAAGAAGUGAAAACUCACACACACACAUUAUUUCCAGUCAACUGUUCUUUAUAUUCUAGGUUUGUACGUAUUAAUGUAUCUAUAUGUAUGACACUCUUCUUAAACACAUGCAGCCCACUGCCCCCACGAGGGGAUUCCCCGCGCCCCCCCUUUAGCCACUUUCGAUUGCAUCAAGUUAUUUGAAUUUUGAGUCCCUCGAUUCGAAAGCAAAAAGUUAUAUAUGUAUAUGUAUACAUUUUAAACUAUAUACAUAAAUAUAUAUUUAAAUAUAUAUUGUGUAAUUUAAAAGGAAAAACAAAAGAAAACCCAAUAUUACAAAUAUGUAAUUGUGAAUGUAGAGCUGAAUGGAAUAUUUAAAAAAAUAUAUACAAAAAAUUGUGAAAACAUUAA
Molecule: messenger RNA, 1344 nt
Organism: Drosophila elegans
Lineage: Eukaryota; Metazoa; Arthropoda; Insecta; Diptera; Drosophilidae
Gene: HmgZ
Product: high mobility group protein Z
Exons: 3
Coding region: 307-642 (111 amino acids)
Molecular function (GO): transcription cis-regulatory region binding
Source: RefSeq, a predicted model, not a curated record